AAUGCGGCAAGAUGGACUUCCUCUUUUCCGAUACGUUCGCGGUCGUGUAAAUUUGUGUUGAAAAACCACAAAAUUAAAUCUUAGCCAUGGUGCGUAUGAACGUAUUGGCCGAUGCCCUGAAGUGCAUUAACAACGCAGAAAAGCGCGGCAAGCGUCAGGUGCUGUUGCGCCCCUGCUCCAAAGUCAUCAUCAAGUUUCUUACUGUGAUGAUGAAGCACGGCUAUAUCGGCGAAUUCGAGAUUGUUGAUGAUCAUCGCUCUGGCAAGAUCGUUGUCAACCUUACCGGACGUCUGAACAAAUGCGGCGUCAUCUCGCCACGCUUCGAUGUGCCCAUCAACGACAUUGAGAAGUGGACCAACAAUCUGCUGCCCUCUCGCCAGUUCGGCUAUGUCGUGUUGACCACAUCCGGCGGCAUUAUGGAUCACGAGGAGGCCAGAAGAAAACAUCUGGGUGGCAAAAUCCUUGGUUUCUUCUUCUAAAUGGUCGCUACUGGAGCAGUAGGACAAGCCAGCAACAUCUAAAGCUAUUUUGUGUGUGUGGGGAGUUGAAAUAUGUACAAGUUGUUUUAUUUCCCCGUCGCGAUAAUAUCAAAAAAAACAAAUAAGAUAAAUAAAAAAAAAUACGUUCAUGUGAACAAUAAAUAACUUCAAACAUCGUUCAAAGACAACCUGAAUGAUUCACAAGAAAACGCGAAAUAAAAUGAUGAAUACAUAAUUUUUAA
This is a messenger RNA of Drosophila novamexicana, 721 nucleotides long. RefSeq names its product 40S ribosomal protein S15Aa (gene RpS15Aa). Gene Ontology annotation, biological process: translation. The record is from RefSeq and is a predicted model, not a curated record. Gene Ontology annotation, molecular function: structural constituent of ribosome. Lineage: Eukaryota; Metazoa; Arthropoda; Insecta; Diptera; Drosophilidae. Gene Ontology annotation, cellular component: ribosome; cytosolic small ribosomal subunit. Bases 87 to 479 code for a protein of 130 amino acids. The transcript has 2 exons.